Messenger RNA from Trypanosoma grayi, 3090 nucleotides. RefSeq names its product DNA polymerase delta catalytic subunit. The record is from RefSeq and is a predicted model, not a curated record. Gene Ontology annotation, molecular function: nucleotide binding; DNA binding; 3'-5'-DNA exonuclease activity. Bases 1 to 3090 code for a protein of 1029 amino acids. Gene Ontology annotation, cellular component: delta DNA polymerase complex. The transcript has a single exon. Gene Ontology annotation, biological process: DNA replication proofreading; base-excision repair, gap-filling; nucleotide-excision repair, DNA gap filling. NCBI's taxonomy places the organism in Eukaryota, Euglenozoa, Kinetoplastea, Trypanosomatida, Trypanosomatidae.
AUGAGCCAGUGGGCGAGUCUCUCGCGGCCGCCGCCGCCGGCAGACUACCUGCGCCGCGACCUGCUCUUUCAGCUGCUCGACUGCUGCCAGACGAAAGGCAGCGCGCACAACACUGUCUCCAGCGUGCGGCACGCCGAAAACCCCAUCGUGCGGCUCUAUGGCGUCACGGCGGAGGGGCACAGCGUGCUCGUGCACUGCUACAACUACGAGCCGUACCUUUGGAUCAAGGCGCCGCAGGGAUGGCUGCCGGUGUACACGCAGACUCUCAUGAAUGAGCUCAACACUCAGCUUGACACGCAGACGCACGCGACGAGCACGGUGGUGCGCAUCGAGGUGCACAAGCGGCAGAGCAUCAUGCACUACCAGAGCGGCGGCCUCAGUGACCACCUCAAGAUCGUCGUACAGCUUCCACAGCAUAUCCCAAAGCUGCGCAGUCUCCUCUCUGAUCGCGGUGUGGCGUGCGCAGGGGCAUGGGAGGGUGUGCGAGUCUUUUCUACAUUUGAGAGCAACGUCAUUUUCCCGCUUCGCUUUCUCGUCGACCAUGGCCUGGGUGGCUGCAACUGGAUCACUGUGCCCGCGGAGGAGCUCUGCCCCGCCACCGUGCGCACCUCGACCUGCCAGAUUGAGGUGUGCUGUUCACAUGAGGCUGUGCAUAACCACGAAGCUGUCGGGCAGUACCUCUCUAUCGCCCCGUUCCGCAUUCUUUCCGUAGAUAUUGAGUGCCAGGGAAGAAAGGGCCUCUUCCCAGAGCCCGAGAAGGACCCCGUCAUUCAAAUUGCUAACCACUGUAUUAACUACGGAAACGAGACGGAGCCGCUCACACGGACAGUGUUCACGCUAAAGAGCUGCGGUGCCAUCGCCGGAGCGCAGGUGUGCUCGUAUGAGACAGAGACAGAGAUGCUUCUGGCGUGGGUACGCUUCGUCAAGGCCAUCGACCCGGAUAUUCUUACCGGAUAUAACAUUUGCAAUUUCGACUUCCCGUACCUCCUCAACCGCGGGGUGGCGCUGAAGAUAAACGACGCGUUUCACUACUGGGGACGGCAGAUUAACGAGCGUACAGUACCACGCGAGAAGAAGUUUCAGUCUAAGCAGAUGGGGAACCGCGAGUACACGGAGUUGACGCUGGAGGGCCGCGUUAUUAUGGACGCGAUGGUCGUUAUCCAGCGGGAUUUCAAGCUGCGUUCAUACUCCCUCAAUGCCGUCUCCCAGAACUUCCUUGGCGAGCAGAAGGAGGACGUCCACCACUCCAUCAUUGCAGAUCUGCAGAACGGCAGCGAGGAGACGCGGCGCCGACUGGCCGUGUACUGUCUGAAAGACGCCCUCCUACCUGUUAAGCUGCUGGAACGUCUCAUGGUUAUGGUGAACAAUGUGGAAAUGGCACGUGUGACGGGUGUGCCUAUUGGAUGGCUUCUGGAGCGUGGGCAGCAGAUCAAAGUCUUCUCCAUGAUGCUGCGCAAGGCUAAGUCGCACAACCUCGUCGUGCCGGUAGUGGAAUACUCCGGAAACGGAGGAGACCAACGGGGCUACGAGGGUGCCACCGUCAUUGAACCAGUGAAGGGCUUCUACAACUGCCCCAUCGCCACACUCGAUUUCGCGUCACUGUACCCAUCCAUUAUCAUCGCCCAUAACCUGUGCUACUCGACGCUGGUGCGGCCGGCCGAGGUGGUGAAGUACCCGCCAGAGAUGUUGACCCGCUCCCCAACUGGCGACACCUUUGUAAGGAAGGAACUCUUCCCAGGCAUUCUCCCAGAGGUGUUGCAGGGCCUCCUUGCUGCACGAAAACACGCCAAGUCUUUGAUGAAAGACGUUCCAAUGGGUUCCCUCGAGUAUAAAGUGCUGAACGGGCGUCAGUUGGCACUCAAGUUGAGUGCGAACUCCGUCUAUGGCUUCACUGGAGCGCAGGUUGGGAAGCUGCCGUGCCUCGAGGUAAGCUCCUCUGUCACGGCGUAUGGGCGUCAAAUGAUUGACCAAACCAAAUCCAUCGUGGAGUCCAUCUACAAGGGCGUGAAGGUGGUGUACGGCGACACGGACUCAGUGAUGAUUAAGUGUGUGACGGAUGAGACACAAAGCGACACAGAGCGGCUGCGGUGUGCAAUGGAUUUCGGCAAGGAGGCAGCCGAGCAGGUGUCGCAGCAUUUUCUGAAGCCCAUCAAGCUGGAGUUUGAGAAGGUAUACUUCCCCUACCUUCUCAUGAACAAGAAACGUUAUGCCGGGCUGCUUUGGACCAACACGGAGCGGUACGAUAAGUUGGAUGCGAAGGGCAUCGAAACCGUGCGGCGCGACAACUGUCCCCUCGUCGCCAGCAUCAUAUCUGGCGUGCUGAACCGCAUCAUCAUCCAGCGCUCCGUUGAGAGCGCGGUGGAGUUUGUCAAGGGUACAAUACGCGACCUCCUGCUGAAUCGCCUCGACAUCUCACACCUCGUCAUCACGAAGGCGUUCUCCAAAGCGGAAGAUGAGUACGUGGGGGCGCAGGCGCACGUCGCGCUCGUCGAGCGCAUGCGCAAACGCGACCCCGCCUCCGCGCCGAACGUCGGCGAUCGCGUAGCAUACGUCAUCAUUCGCGCCGCGAAAGGCGCCAAGGCGUACGAGCGCAGCGAAGACCCCAUCUACGUGCUAGAUAACAACAUCCCCAUAGACACGCAGUACUACCUCGAGCAUCAACUCGCGCCGCCACUCCUCCGCGUAUUCGAAGGUGUCCUAGAUGACCCCAGUGUCCUUAUCAAGGGUGAGCACACGCGCCACAUUGCAGUGACGGCGCCCAGCAAAAACGCAGGGGGUCUGAUGAAGUUUGUCAAGUUUCAACUUCAGUGCAUAUCGUGUCGGACAAUAAUAAAGGAAGGUGCCCUCUGCGACGUAUGUCGUCCCAAGGAACCCGAGGUAUACGGUAGGAUUGUGGCGAAGCGGAACCACUAUGAGGCCAUCUAUUCACAAGUGUGGACACAGUGCCAACAAUGCCAAGGAUCACUCAACCAGGAGGUCAUAUGCACAAGCAGGGAUUGUCCUGUCUUUUACAUGCGCAAGAAGGUGCAGAAAGAUGUGAGGGAGCAGCAGCUGCUGCUGGAUCGCUUUGGUGUUGUGGAUGACUGGUGA